Molecule: messenger RNA, 2748 nt
Organism: Phytophthora sojae
Lineage: Eukaryota; Oomycota; Peronosporomycetes; Peronosporales; Peronosporaceae
Exons: 6
Coding region: 1-2748 (915 amino acids)
Biological process (GO): intraciliary transport
Cellular component (GO): cytoplasmic dynein complex
Molecular function (GO): dynein light chain binding; dynein heavy chain binding
Source: RefSeq, a predicted model, not a curated record
AUGUCGGAGCCCAAGGGCUCGCCCGCUAUGGGCGACGCCGCUCCGGCCAAGAAGUCGAGCAAGAAGAGCUCGAGUCGCCCAUCGGUAGCUGCUCCAGCCGCCUCUCAGCCCGUGGUGCAGGCCCCAGUCGCGACGUCUGCGCCUUCGGUCGGUGCAGUGCCCACGGUUCCUCGGAUUCCGCUGGCCGAGCCCAAGCCGGACGCCGCCAGCUCCGAGGCCAAGCGCAAGCCGUCCAAGAAGCGAACGUCGUCCACUUCAAGACGGGGAGACGGCAGUGGCCCCACGUCGAGAGAGUCCACGCCGCUUGGUCCGUUUGGGCCGUCGGGACCUCAAGCUGUGCCGAUAGCAGACGCCGCCGCUGCGGCCAAGCAGAAGGAAGACGCGGAGCGAGAGAAGCAGGCCAGACGAGAGGCCAAGAAGCAGCGAGCCAAGGAGAUCGAGGAGGCCAAACGUCGAGAGGAUCUGGCCAAGCAGGCGCUUGAAGAGGCCCAGCGUCUCGAGGAGCAGCGGCAGCGUGAAGCUCGCCAGAAGCAGCAGAUCGAGGCGCUGAACGCCAACGCCGAAGAGUGCCAAGAAGAGGCCGACGACUACGACGACGACGGGUUCGAGAACUAUGACGAGGACUUUGAGCAGGAGGAAGUGAGCCAGCCCAAAUCGACGCCGCUGCCGGGAGUAGGCGCCAAGGCGAGCUCCAAGAAGCGAGGCACCAGUUCGAGUGAAGUCAUGGACGAAGCGGAGCUCAAAAGGAUCCAGCAGGCCAUGCAGGCAGAGUCGAAAGGGCUGCUGUCUGGCUCGUCAAGGCCCUCGAGUUCCUCCGAAGUGGCUGGCCAAGGCAAGCCCAACAGCAGAGACGAUGAGCGUUCAGCUGGGGCGAGGCCAACGGCCUCAAUUUCGUCGUCCAUUGCUGGCUUGAAGCAGUCGCUCGACCCACGAGCAAAGCGCGCCAAGGAGAUACUCGAGCGUCGCAAGUUCGAGGUGGAGAAGUUCUCGCUAUUCCAGCAGAAGCCUGUGAGUGAGCAGGACAAGGUGUUGAGUCGACUGAGACGAGGACUGGUGCAGCAGGCGUUCGUCCAGACGACCGAUGGGUCCAGGUCUCUGGGAACGCAGACAAAGUCCCCCGAAACGCACGACAAGAGCAUGCACUUCCCCGACGAUAUCGGCAUCGACAAGGACUCGAUUUCUGGAGCUGAUAACAACGAGGACGGGGCGUUCGCGUCCUCUUCUUCGACGAGAUUUUUCAAGUUUCUGGAGCACGCCGCGUACGUGUGUGAGACUCUAGCCUCGACGGGGAGGCGCUACCAACUGUCCAAGGCUUCGAGGCUGGACAAAAAGCUGGUGUUCCCCAGCAAGAAGUUCGACUCGCUCCAGUCUCUCGAGCAGAUUCUCCAGGGGCGCGACCUGGUGGUGCUCCGCUUCUCGCCUUCCGUGUCAAGUACGCUCUUGACUUGCUAUGGCGCUGCUGGUGAGGGUGGGAAUCAAUCGCAACAACCCUCGAAGCUCUUCAAGGACAAGACCAUUUCGUGCAUUUGGGACGUCAAUCUGCUGAAUCGCCCCCUGCAUCUUCUCAAGAGCGAAGGCGUGGCGUCCACAGCGUGUCUUAGCCCCUCGCGAGACCUUUUCGUGGUGGUGGGGACGGAAGACGGCAGCAUUCACGUGUGGGACCUCCGACCGCAGUCCAUGAUCCAGGCUGCAAGCCCUCCAGUCGAUGGCCUUGCAGUGUGCACUCCGUCAUACUCAACCUGCGGCAUGAACUACCGCGCGCCAGAGCAGCACUCGUCGGCGAUUGUUGCCCUGGAGCCGAUUGAUCGGAGUAAGGGCAGCGGCGACAGCGGAGGCACGUUCCAGUUCGGCUCAAUGGAUGACCGCGGCGUCUUGAUCAUCUGGAGUUUGAUCGAGUUCGACUCUGGGGACGAAGCGUUGGUCACCGACAAGUGCGUUCAGAUAGGAGGCAACGUCAAGAUGGUCAUGAACACGCGGAUCGACAUGCAACAGCAGUACUUGACACCGCACGUGGCUCCGAAGCAGCCACAACGCAGAGGAUCGAAGACGAGCGUUCUCCCUCUCUCGCCUACUCCUGUUGCGUCUCCAACGCUGGCUCAUGUUGGUCCUGUCGUCGCAGUGCUGAAGUUCUUCCCACACGACCCCAACCAGUUUGUUGUUGGAACGCGCACAGGCCAGCUUGUACGGGGUCACCGCUUCCAGAAAUCGUCCUCUCGCAUGACGUAUCAGCGUGAGCAGGGCUUGAAGACGACGGAUGCAUCGGCUGGCGUUGUGUACAUCGACUUCCAUCCGUUCGAACCUGACUAUUUCCUCGUGGGAUACGAAGAUGGAAGUAUCUGUUUGUACCAUGCCGAUGUGUCUUUGUGCCUGACGUCGUGGGAAGAGGUGGCGUUUGGUAUCAACGUCUGCGCCGUGGCAUGGUCCCCAUCGCGUCCUGCUGUCUUCUACGCGUCCUUCUCCAACGGCACCGUAUUGGUGUGGGACCUGUUGGAGUCGACCAGCGGACCAACGCUGACACACGAGCUGGACGCGCUGAAGGACGUAUCGCCCGUGGAAUUGGCGUCAUCACUGUAUCCGCUGGUUUUAUCGGCGGAGAAGAUGCGGACGUCUCGUCCUGCAGUGGCCUGGCGUAUCGACCCCACUGUCUCGCCUUUCCAGUUCGCCAUCCAUGAGUUGGGCCCGGAGUUCACAGCUCGAGCUCCAUUGGAGCAGCAAACAGUGGCGAAGGUGCUAACGUAUAUUCUUUGA